CAUCAACGUCUGCUUUCCUGACACUUGUCAACAUCCCACCGGUCAUUCAGCAAUAUCUGCCUGUUCAAGAAGAUGUUCACAGGAGCCAGUUCUGUGGUUCUAGAUCGAGGUGAUUACACAACAUGCACUAUAAACCGGCAAGGAGCUACCGUAACUUCUUGGCGAGUCAGGAACAUAGAAUUGGUUUUUCUGGGUAGGACAGCCAGAUUGUACAAAUUCAACACAGUCCGAGGUGGAAUAAACAUGAUAUUUCCAUACAUCGGCGUAUCAGACAAAGGAAUGCAUCAUGGUUUCUCCAGAGCAACCCAAUGGGACAUAGAAGACGGACCAAAUUAUGACAAAGCGGGAAAUGCCUACGUUACUCUAUCUUUGACCCACAAUAACUGGACUGAGUCUUUGUGGAACUUCCAGUUCAAAAUUUAUUAUACAGUGCUGCUGAUGGAGUCAACGCUGAAAUUCACUCUUUGUGUAGAGAACCUCAGUUCUGCGAUUCCGUUUAGGUUCAACUUUUUGCAACAUUCAUAUCUAAGGGUUCCAGACGUGUCUAAAUGUACGGUAAGAGGAUUAAAGGGUUGUAAAUAUUAUGACAUCAUCCACGAUACCACAGGAAGAGAAGAAGAUGAAGAAGUCUCCGUAACGAAGCAGACUGACAGACUCUAUCGCGCUGUCGAGAAACAUUUGUACGUAACCAAUGUCAUGGAUGAAGGAAUAUUUAAAAUAACCAGAGAUAGUAAAAUGCCGGACUUCUGCUUAUGGAACCCAUGGAGUGAUGGAGUGAAAAAGCUGCCACACUUAGGUGAGCUCCAUCACAUUGUAUAAACUUACAAAUCGAAACAUCAAAAGAGCUAUUCAGACUAUCUUGUUAUUAAAACAUGGAACGUCUCCAUUGCUUACGAGUUCUGUCAAUUAAAUCAUGAGACUGGCAACAUAGCGUUCGAUCUGGCAACAAUGGAGGCAACGAGCUUGGGAGACAGCGGAGCAUGUGAUCCGCCUUCAAUACAAGUUUGAACUCGCUCGAGAAAAUCCAGUAUCGAAGUUCCAGCAAUGCUAUCAGGAGUGUAAGAACCGUUUCCAGCGCUGUGUGGCUUCAGACGGAAGUGAUUUUGAGGAUGAGGACGACGAAUAUAAGUUCUUCAUAGCUGCAGAAUCUGGUCACUGUGGCUCGAUACGCGUGGAGCCCAAAACCGCUUGGAAGUCAACUCAAAUCAUCGAAUAUAUUUCCACCAAGUACCAGGAAGAAUGUAAUUUUAAUUUCUUCGACUUGUUCAAGGGGUAUUGCUAAUAUAUUGCAUAUUUAUAAAACAAAAAUGGAUAACG
This is a messenger RNA of Acanthoscelides obtectus, 1317 nucleotides long. NCBI's taxonomy places the organism in Eukaryota, Metazoa, Arthropoda, Insecta, Coleoptera, Chrysomelidae. The record is from the annotation of a GenBank genome assembly.